CCCCGGGCACCUCGCACCCCCCGCACCCGGCUACAUUGUAUCCCGGCCCCCCGUACACCCCCGGGCCCCCCGCCCGCACUCAGGUUACUAUGUAUCACUUGUGGUUGUGUUUGCUCAGCUCUCCCCGGGUCUCCCAGCCCCUCCCCGCGGGGGAUCGGGAGGGAGAGAGCGAUUAGUUGGCACUGAGACUAUUUCCGAGUUGCGCGAAGUCCCCGGGUGCAGUCCUGGCUGGCUGGGUGCGGGUAUGCCCCAGGUAUGGCUGUAGCGGCGGCGGCGCCGGGCGUCCGGGCACAGAAGGGCGGCUGGCUGGAGGUGCUGGUGCGCGAGCGCUGGCAUAAAGUUUCUGCCAACUUAUGGGAGGACUGCCUGGUGCUGAGCGGCGAGGAGGAGGCCAGCAACGGCAUGACCAAUGGCUCCUACCGGGGACCCACGGAGCAGGAGCCCGGCAGCCCCCAGGGGGUCAGGUCUGCCCUCACCGAGCUGCCGGAGCAGGUGCCCGAGGCCAUCGGCAACAAGAAGAGGGCGGUGAGGGUGGUGAAGCAGGAGCUGGGGGGGCUGGGCAUCAGCAUCAAGGGGGGCAAGGAGAACAAGAUGCCUAUCCUGAUCAGCAAGAUCUUCAAGGGGCUGGCAGCGGACCAGACUCAGAGCCUGUAUGUGGGGGAUGCCAUCCUGUCUGUCAAUGGCAUGGACCUGAGAGAUGCCACCCAUGAUGAGGCUGUGCAGGCGCUGAAGAGGGCUGGCAAGGAGGUGACACUGGAGGUGAAGUACAUGCGGGAGGCUACCCCUUAUGUCAAGAAGGGAUCUCCAGUCUCAGAAAUAGGUUGGGAGACUCCUCCUCCUGAGUCGCCGCGGUUGGGGAAUUCAUCAGCGUGUCCGCCAUCACCGGUUUCUCUGCCCAUUCACGGAGACAGGAAAAGCAUCCCGCUCAAGAUGUGCUUCGUGACAAGGAGCCUGACCGUUCCCGAUCCGGAGAACAGAAACCUGGAGCUGCAUUCACCUGAUGUCAAGCACACAGUGGUGCUAAGGAGCAAAGACCCAGCUGCAGCUCAGGCCUGGUUCAGUGCCAUACACGGAGCAGUGACCGAACUGGUUUCCAAGGUGAUAACAGAGGUCAAGGAACAGCUGGGGAAAAACGGGAUCUCCGGAAGCCAAGAAAUCCGUCACAUGGGCUGGCUGGCAGAGAAGGUACUGGGAGAAAAUGAAAAACACUGGAAGCCUGUCCUGAUUGUUGUCACAGAGAAGGACCUGCUAAUGUAUGAAAGCAUGCCACGCGUGAAGGAGGCGUGGUUCAACCCUGUGCACACGUACCCCCUCAUAGCCACCAGGCUGGUCCAUUCCGGACCGGGCAAAGGCUCCUCGCUGCCGGGCACUGAGUUCUCAUUCGCCACCCGUACAGGCUCCCGGCAGGGGAUCGAGACUCAUCUGUUCAGAGUGGAAACCAACAGAGACCUCUCACUGUGGACGAGACAGAUAGUACAAGGCUGCCACAACUCGGCAGAGCUCAUUAAAGAGAUCAUCACGCCUUGUACCUACAAGAUCCAAGUGUGUCGGCUGGUGAUAAACUAUGAACAUGGAUUCUCCAUCACAACUCAGGCCCCGGAUGGUACUUUUACUAAAACAUUAGCACAAUACCCGUAUGAAAAACUAAAAAUGUCCUCCGACGAUGGAAUUAAAAUGCUGUUCUUAGACUUCGGAGGCAAAGAAGGAGACAUUCAAUUGGAUCUUCAGUGCUGCCCGAAGCCCAUCGUCUUCAUUAUCCAUUCCUUCCUCUCAGCCAAGAUUACACGACUAGGACUAGUGGCGUGAGAUUGCCUGCAGACAGCAUGCUGUAUGAGAGUUCCAUGUGGGAGAGUUAAUUCAAGGGAUUCUCGAUAAGGAGAUGACCGUACAAUAGAAUCCCUGGAAGCAAAAAUGAAGAGGGUACGAGAGAUCUGUGAUCUGAUGCACUUCACGUCCGACAGACACACAGAACUAUAAUGGUUUAUAAUAAUCACUUGGGAUGGGAAUACCCCAAUACUCAGACUCCAGGUCCGAACGCUAAUCUUUAGUUUAUGCCUUCAGUUUUAGAAUAAAGUGAUUUCAAAGUUGGAAUAAAGAAGGAAAACACACACUGCGAGCAGCCAUUAUAUGGUCUUGUCUAUGCAACAAGAACUAGUCACAUGACUAAGGCUCGAGAGAUAAAGGAUCAAUGCUGCCCACAAAAUGGCUGCCUGCACUGUGUUCAAGAGAUGAUGGGUGAUCUACCACUCCAAGUGCUUCCUGGCUAUGGCUAAGCCUGAUUUUUUUUUUUUUUUUUUGAGAAGUAAAGGGACAAUCUAUAUUUACUCAGAAUUGUUUUCUCUAUCCACCAGUGCGAUUCCUGAAUUUGCCAUGAGACAUUUAGGUUUUAACCUGAUGGCUUAUUCAAUGACAGAGCAGAUAGUACAAAUUUACACUAGACUCUAAUAAGCAGUACACUGUAGCUCAUUAUUUCAGAAUGGCUUCUAUGGGGAACAGAAAAGCAGUUUCCUCAGUAUGAAAGAGCAGAAGAUACAGAGUGAGGUGGCCAUUUUGUCAGCUGAACCAAUUUUCAUUCAAUAGGAACUAGAGGCUGAACUGAGGUAGACUACUUCGUGACUAGCAUUCAUUACAUAACAAAUCCUUCUGAAUUAACUGUCGUGACUAUUAUCUCUUCUCAAAGCUGGCCAUCUCCACUUUGUGUAGGUGACAACUGAUCCUCUGGUGAGGAGCCAACUCUCCCCAUUGAUGAUACGGAUGUUCCUGAAACAGGGGAAAAAUAUAUAAAAUGUAAAAGAAAUUAACACACCUAUGGUAAUCUGGUGAUUUUUAGAAUUUUCUGAAAGGCAAAAUGUAGGGGGGGAAAAAAAGUUCUAUAAUUUGUACAGUUUGAUAGGCAAUAUCCAAUUAGCUGCAGUAAUUUACCAUAGCUAAUGGAUUCUGCUGGGGCUAUCCAAUUAGGAUCAGGAGCUUAUCCCUUAUCCCAUGUGUUAUCGCACAUGUAUCCUUUUUCGGCCGAUAAAAACAACCUAUCAUUGGAUAGCACGAUAUUGAUCAUCUGUCAAAAAAUGAGCUAUCAGGCAUUUUUAUCGGCCGAAAAGGAUCGCACCUAAUAGGAUACUGACCAAAGUUUAAAAGUCCUUGCUUUUUUGCCCCUAAAGCAAAAAAAAUAAUAGAAUACAGCCUAUUCAUUAAAAAGGAAAUAGUGACAUCACUGUUGAGUGAUGUCAACGGUGUCUAGUUAACUGCGUCAGUACACAAAAUGGCUGUCCCACCAUGAUCAGCAGGGAACGCCAGCUAUUGAUUUUUCUAUUAAACCUUGCAGUCUUAACACUACCAGUGCAGAUAAAAAUGUAAUAUUUAAUAUUUUUAAUUGUUUCCACAAUAAUUUUUUCAUUGCUCUGACAUGAAAAUUAUUUCAUAAAGAAAAUAAAUUGAGGGUUCGGUUUGUCUUAAAGGAGGAUAACGCAACAGUUUUUUCUUUUUUCUUUUUUAAAGCCAGCUUUUAUUUUUGUUAUUAACAAUACUCACUGGAAUCUUAUCAGGCCACAUCUAGGCCCUCAUAAAAUAUUGGUACUUUUAAUUCAUUAAGUGAGAAAGGAGAGUAAUAAUUAUUUUAGUAUAUUUUAAUCCUUUAAAUAUUUUUUUUUUAUUGGAUUAUGAAAUUAUAAAUUUUAUUGGUAAAACACUUUCUUCCUGACAAUUAUUGUAAAUAAUAAAUAAAAAAGAUUAAACAUU
Pseudophryne corroboree (corroboree frog) is the source of this 3735-nucleotide messenger RNA. RefSeq names its product syntrophin beta 1 (gene SNTB1). The coding region runs from base 256 to 1806 and encodes 516 amino acids. Lineage: Eukaryota; Metazoa; Chordata; Amphibia; Anura; Myobatrachidae. The record is from RefSeq and is a predicted model, not a curated record. Gene Ontology annotation, molecular function: structural molecule activity; protein binding. Gene Ontology annotation, cellular component: intracellular anatomical structure; dystrophin-associated glycoprotein complex; synapse. The transcript has 7 exons.